CAAAAUGGGAACUUGGAAACCAACUGACUAUGGCAGGAGAGAUCCAUCCGCCCAGCCAGAGCCCAGGUGGACGUGCAGCUGAGACCAGCAACAUCCGCCCCUGGCCCUGGCCCUGGCCCUGGCCCUGCGGGGCAGCCUCAGGAGCAGCAGUUUGGGGGCAGGGAGCAGCUGGCAUGUGGGGACGACUCUCAGGCCAGUGACUUUCAUCCCUGCCCCAGGCCCCUUGGGCCAGGCCGCACUGGGACAAACGCCCCGUGCCCAGAGCUGGUGCUGGCUGCAGGGUCUCCCUCUAGGCCUGCAGGUGCGACCUGCGCCAAGGGAGCGUGCCGACGUCGGCACCGAGCGCUUCUUCUCUGCCAUAAGAAACGCUGUUAUGGCAUCUGGUCACUGGGGUCACACCUGCCACGUUUCUGCACAAGAAAAGCAUUUCUCAUCUUUCACGCGCUCACGCCUGGGUUUGCUGGGCAGGGGGAGCGUCCGGGUGAGCGUUUCUGGAAACAAUUCCAAGAAGCUUGUCUCUGCCGGAGACGGAGAACGACACGUUUGUACCGAGGGCAGAGUCCAGCUGUCCGGCUGGCUCCUGCAGAUCAGCUAAUACUAGCAACACCCUCCCCAAAGCCCGCAGCUCAGUUAAUUUUAGAGCACAGGGCUCAUGGCAUCAAGGCUGCAGAUUUGAUUCCUGGUUGGAGGAAAUGAUCUCUUGACGCCCUGCCAGCUUUGCUUCUCCGGAAAACCUUCUCUGUUCCCUUUUAUCAGCCUGGACACGUCUGCAGCCUCGACCUGGUCGUUCCCGGUGCAGAGACCUGCUCGGCCCCCGGCGCACGAACCCGGUCUGCGGGGCCGGGCAACGGCCCGGGCCCGACACCGCCAGCGCCGGCCGGACGCGCAGGAGCGGAGCGAAACCCCAGGCCCGGUGGGGCGAGCCGUCUCCCCACGGAGGACAUGUCUGCGGCGCUGGAGCCCGGGGCAGCCGCGCACCUUCCCCGCGCAGCACGGGGGCAGCCCGAGGGGACGCCGGGGCAGCAGGAGCCGGGCGGUCUCCGGGCAGGAGCGGAGCAGGCGGGAAGAGUCCCUGGGCUCGUCCCAGCUGGGGCUGGCGGGGCGUCCCCCUCCCCGCCGUGCUCGGCACCGCAGACAGUCGGACAGCAGGUGCUGGAGGAGCCGGUCGAUGACCAGGAGAUGCAGGGCCGGGAGGUGAAGCAGCCCCCGUCUGAGGCGGAGCUGGACUUGGUGACCCCCCCGCCGGCACCCAGGCACGACCUCCCCGCCCCGCACACCUGGCGCCAGCGCUUCCGGGGCCUCCGCUACCGGGAAGGCGCGGGGCCGCGGGAGGUGUGCGGCCGGCUGCGGGAGCUGGCCCAGCGCUGGCUGGAGCCCCAGCGCCGCAGCAAGGAGCAGAUGCUGGAGCUGGUGGUGCUGGAGCAGUUCCUGGCCAUCCUGCCCCGGGAGACGCGGAGCUGGGAGUGGGGGCGCGGCGUGGAGACCUGUGCCCAGGCCGUGGCCCUGGCCGAGGGGGUUCAGCUGGGGCAGGAGGAGGACGAGAAGCUCCAGGUCAUAGUAAGUGUGAAGGUUGAGGAGGAUUCCACAGACAAUAUCCAACUUACUGAGGCAUUGCAGGAACCUGGUGGUUGCUGGCUGGAGCAGUCAGAGGCCCAUCCUGCAGGCAGGCCCCUGGAGGAGGCAGGACAGAGGGAAACCCCAGGGCCGCAGGACAGGACACCUCGUGGCCCGAAAGAGGAACCCCUGCCCGACCAGAUGUCAGGUCUCUGUCCUGCUGCAGAUUCCCCUAAAACAGAGGAGACUUGGGACUGGUCAGCAGAUGAACAGUCCUCAGACUGGUGCCCUGGAUGGAGUCUGUCCCCAGGAGCAGGGACUCUUAGUAGAGCUGAUGAGCAGCCUUCUGAGGAAGUGCCUGCAACCCUGGAGCUGCAGAGGACUUCCCCAGGGAGAAUGGGAGAGAGGGCCUCCCUGACACCUGAGCCAGGACAACUGGAGCAGCGAGAAGGCAUGCCUCCAAAGCAGGGGGGGAGCUUGGAGCUCUUGGAUGCCUUUGAGGAUGUGGUUCUUCAUUUCACACGGAAGGAGUGGGAGCUGCUGGAGGAUGAAGACAAGGUGCUUUACCGGGACCAGAUGCUGAGGAAUUACCAAGCCCUCGUUUUCCUGGGAUAUCGAGGUCCCACACCUGACUUAAUCUGCCGCAUCCAGCGAGGAGACGUGGCGCUCUGGGUCUGUGAGGAUGAGGACCGUGGGGAAAUCUCAAGGUCGGAGGACCUUUUGCCAGGAGGUGCCAGGCUGCUGAGCAGAGCUGAGGAGCAGACUCCUGAGGAAGGGCCUGCAGACCUGGAGCCACCACAAGCUUCCCCAGGGUGUUUGGGUGCGCUGGACUCACUGAGACCUGAGAAGGAGCCAUGGCACGACAGUCAGGGGAGGCCCCAUAAGCACAAGGAAAAUGUAGCAAUGGAUCAGGUACCAUCUCCAGUUGGGCAUGAGAGUGGAGAAGGGACCCAAGCCAGAAAGAGCCCUGGGUGCAGGGAAGAAUUUGUGGAGCUGAGAGACCUGAAGAACCACAAGGCAGAGUUCCACUGGAGAGAGAGACUGCAUCCAAACAACGCCAGUGGAGAUGGCCCGAGAGGGGAGCAGGAGCUCAUCACCAAGCCCAAGGGGAGAGCCCACCCCUGCCCUGAGUGCAGGAAAAGCUUUAGCUGCCCAUCACUCCUGGCUCUGCACAAGAUCAAGCAUGCUGGGGAGGAGACCUACAUAUGUUCCAAGUGCGGGAAGAGCUUCCCUUGCCUCUCAACCCUGGAUGCUCACUGCAAAAUCCAUUCUGGGGAGCUCCCCCACCACUUCACCAAAACUGGGAAGAACUUUGUGUGCCCCUCAGACCUGAUCAAAGACCAACACAUGCACAGAGAGAACCAUCAGUACAGCUGUGUUAUGUGUGCUAAGACCUUCACCCAUUUAUCCUCCCUGGCACAGCAUUGGAGCAUCCACUUGGGGAGGAAGAUGCAGCGCAGCACCAAGUGCAGGAAGAACUUCAUGUGUUGUCAAGGCCUGUCCCAGCACCAGUGUGUUCAGAGGAAGGAGCAGCCACACCACUGCACCAAGUGUGGGAAGAACUUUAGGCAGCCCUCCAGCCUGGCCAGGCACAUGCAAAUGCACACAAGGGAGAAGCUAUACCAGCACUCUGAGUAUGAUAAGAGCUUAACCCAAUCCUCUCACCUGGCCCAGCCCCAGAGCAUCCACAUGGGGCAGGAGUCACAUCAGUACUUGGAGUGUGAGAAGGGCUUUGCCAAAUCCUCCCACCUGGUCCAGUACCAGUACGUCCACAUGGGGGAAAAGCCAUAUAAAUGUUCUGUGUGUGGGAAAAGUUUCACUCACUUCUCCAGCCUGUCCCGGCACCAGCGUGUCCACACAGGGGAGAAGCCCUAUCAGUGUUCGGUGUGCGAGAAGACCUUUACCCAGUCCUCCAGUCUGGCCGAGCACCAGCGCAUCCACACAGGGGAGAAGCCAUAUCAAUGCUCUGUGUGUGGGAAGAGCUUUGCCAAAUCCUCCAACCUGGCUCAGCACCAGCGUAUCCACACAGGGGAAAAGCCACAUCUGUGCUCUGUGUGUGGGAAGAGCUUUAGCCAGUUUGCCCACUUGGUCGAGCACCAGCGCAUCCACACAGGGGAGAAGCCACAUCAGUGCUCUGAGUGUGGGAAAAGCUUCACCCACUCCUCCAGCUUGAUCAAGCACCAGCGCAUCCACACGGGGCAGAAGCCACAUCAGUGCUCUGUGUGUGGGAAGAGCUUUAUCCAGUCCUCCCACCUGAUCUGGCACCAACGCAUCCACAUAGGAGAGAAGCCACAUUAGUGCUCUGAGCGUGGGAAAUCCUUCACUUGCUCUUCCCACCUGGCCACAGCACCAGUUCAUCCACACAUGGGAGAGGCCACAUUGGUGCUUGGAGUGUGGGAAUGCCUUCUCCUAAUCUUACUACCUGGUCCAGCACCAGUGCAACCACACGGGCCAGCCCAAAAGCUGGGGGAAGAGGACUCACUCUUUCCAUCAGUCUUGGAGCCUGUGUAUUCCCCAUCAUUCUCUAAACGUUUAAAAGCAGUCUGUGUUCCCAGGGGGAGAACAAGUACCUUCACAAUAGGAUAUCUUUCCCAAGACAAGUGGCUCCAAAUGACACCCUUAUCACCUCCCAGCUUAACCCCCCUUCCUGUUCCCAUGGUUCUGGUAAUGAGGCUCUUGAACUGUAGUGAAGAGGACAUUUAUAGCAGGGAAAGCAUUUCCUGCCCUCCACCCUUCCCUUGCCUUUCUUCCCCACCACAUCGGCCUUCUCCUUGGCCUGCUCAUGCCCAUUGGGUGUCUACAAGGAGGUCCUGCUAGCACCCUGGACCCAGUUUUGCAGGUUUUGCUUUGCAGCCUCUCUCCAAAACUCUGUGCUGCUGGCUGCCUGCUCUCCCUCCCCUCCUUCCCUUCAUUUCAUUCUCUAUAAUACAUUUUUGACUAAAGCUCUAGAACUGAACAUGA
This is a messenger RNA of Alligator mississippiensis (American alligator), 4515 nucleotides long. RefSeq names its product zinc finger protein 879. The record is from RefSeq and is a predicted model, not a curated record. Bases 943 to 3852 code for a protein of 969 amino acids. The transcript is spliced from 8 exons. Gene Ontology annotation, molecular function: DNA-binding transcription repressor activity, RNA polymerase II-specific. Gene Ontology annotation, biological process: negative regulation of transcription by RNA polymerase II; regulation of immune system process; regulation of cytokine production. Lineage: Eukaryota; Metazoa; Chordata; Crocodylia; Alligatoridae.